AAAAUCCAGUUAUUGAAAAUUGUACCGAAUAUUGAACAUUGCGCAUGUAUAACAAUUCUAGGAUCAUGAUGAAUCCAACUGGUAGUCAGGCAGUAAGCGAUGCCGCAGCACCGGUUGAAACUGAAAAACAGCUGAAAAAAGAAGCAGAAAAAGCAGCCAAGUUGGCCAAACUGCAGGAAAAGUUGAAUAAAAAGCAACAGCAGGAGCAACAACCGUCUGCGAAACCAAAAACCGAGAAAAAAGUCAAAGAUGCAAAAGAAACAAUUACUUACACUGGUUCAUCAAAGGAGGGUGAAAAAAAAGAUUUAUCUGGGCCUUUCCCGGACGCUUAUAGCCCACAGUAUGUGGAGGCAGCAUGGUAUAGCUGGUGGGAGAAGGAAGGAUUUUUCAAGCCUGAAUAUGGGCGCAAAUUGAACAACCCAAAUGGUCAAUUUGUAAUGGUUAUACCUCCUCCGAACGUCACUGGUUCGUUGCAUCUUGGACACGCUCUGACAAAUGCCAUCGAAGACGCUAUAACACGAUGGCAUCGUAUGAAAGGCCGCACAACACUAUGGGUACCAGGUUGUGACCAUGCUGGAAUUGCAACACAAGUAGUCGUAGAAAAAAAGCUGUGGAGAGAGCAUGAACAAACACGACACGAUCUGGGCCGUGAGAAAUUUAUCGAAAAGAUUUGGCAAUGGCGUAACGAGAAGGGUGAUCGGAUUUAUCAUCAACUUAAAAAGCUAGGCUCCUCGUUUGAUUGGGAUCGAGCCUGCUUUACUAUGGAUCCUAAAUUAUGCAAAGCAGUAACGGAAGCUUUCGUUCGAAUGCACGAAAUGGGAAUGAUUUAUCGUAGCAGCCGUCUGGUAAAUUGGUCCUGCACAUUACGUUCAGCUAUUUCUGACAUCGAAGUAGACAAGGUAGAAGUUACAGGACGUACGCAAAUGGUUAUACCAGGCUACGCCGAGAAAGUAGAGUUUGGGGUACUUGUUUCAUUUGCCUACAAAGUAGUGGGCAGCGAAAAGGAAGAAAUCGUGGUUGCAACGACACGCGUUGAAACUAUGCUCGGAGAUUCAGCCGUUGCAGUGCAUCCCAAUGAUGAGCGUUACAAACACUUGCAAGGAAAAUACGUUCAACAUCCAUUCUGCGACCGAAAGCUACCCAUCAUAUGUGACGAGUUUGUUGAAAUGACUUUUGGAACGGGUGCAGUAAAAAUUACUCCAGCGCAUGAUCCAAACGAUUAUGAAGUCGGAAAACGGCAUAAUCUCCCGUUUAUCACAAUAUUCAGCGAUGAUGGGAUAAUUACGGGUAACAAUGAUGGAUUCACUGGUAUGAAGCGCUUUGACGCGCGUAAAGCUAUUCUGAAGGCACUACAGGAAAAGGGUUUAUAUCGCGAUACAAAAGAUAACCCGAUGGUAGUGCCAGUGUGCUCAAGAUCAAAAGAUAUUGUAGAACCUUUAAUAAAACCGCAAUGGUACGUGAAGUGCAAUGAAAUGGCAGCUAAAGCAACAGAAGCUGUUCGCACUGGCGAACUUGUGAUCACCCCUGAGGUGCAUUCAAAGACCUGGUAUCACUGGAUGAACGAAAUCCGUGAUUGGUGUGUAUCACGGCAGCUCUGGUGGGGUCAUCGAAUUCCGGCUUAUCAAGUUGUUUUCAAGGAUCCAUCAAAAGCGCCAAAGAAUUUGAGUGAUGAAGACCUUUGGUUUGUUGGUCGAACGGAAGCCGAAGCACUGAAGAAGGCAGUUUCUUCAUUGAAAGUAGAUAAAUCGCUUAUCACGCUCAAACAAGACGAUGAUGUGCUUGACACAUGGUUCAGCUCGGGCCUAUUCCCGUUUUCCGUGUUUGGUUGGCCGGACAAUACGGAUGAUUUAAAAUUAUUCUAUCCUACAACGUUGUUAGAAACAGGACAUGACAUUUUAUUUUUCUGGGUAGCCCGGAUGGUGUUCUUCGGACAGACACUCCUUGGUAAACUUCCCUUUAAGGAGGUAUUUCUCCAUCCAAUGGUGCGUGAUGCUCAUGGCCGCAAAAUGUCUAAAUCAUUGGGUAACGUAAUUGAUCCGAUGGACGUUAUAACAGGAAUUUCACUUGAAGGAUUACACAUGCAGUUGCUUGAUUCUAACCUUGAUCCGAGAGAAAUAGAGAAAGCCAAAUCUGGCCAGAAACAAGACUACCCCAGUGGCAUUCCCGAAUGUGGUACAGAUGCGCUGCGUUUUGCACUAUGCGCGUAUAUGACACAGGCACGAGAUAUCAAUUUAGAUAUUCAACGUGUUCAAGGAUAUCGAUUCUUCUGCAAUAAGCUAUGGAAUGCUACAAAAUUUGCUCUAAUGUAUUUCCCGGGUUCCGAAAAGUACGAUAUCAUAACAAACAUGGAUGACACUGGCAGCGAAAUUAAUCGGUGGAUACUUUCACGGCUUGCCGGUUGUAUUGAGAUCUCAAAUCGCGCCUUCGAAAAGUAUGAAUUUGCUCAGGCAACCAAUUCUUGCUACAACUUCUGGCUUUAUGAUCUAUGUGACAUUUAUCUGGAAUGUUUAAAAGCCGUUUUUCAAACGGAUAAUGAACAUGCGAAGUCUACAGCACGUCGAACACUUUAUACCUGUCUGAAUUUGGGAUUGAAACUCUUAUCGCCUUUCAUGCCAUUCAUAAGCGAAGAGCUGUAUCAGAGAUUGCCUAGGGGAGACUAUGCAACCGUGGCUAGUAUUUGCGUUGCACCCUUUCCAGAGCCGAAGAUGUGCUGUUGGAAAAAUGAAGCAAUUGAAAAAGGAUUUGAAUUUGUUCAAAAAACGGCUCGCGACAUACGUUCUGCACGAAGCGAUUACAAUAUUCCUAAUAAGACUAAAACAGAUGCAUAUUUUAUCUGCAGUGACGAGGGUGUUCGUAGCAUCUUGGAAAGGUUCCAGCUAGAACUGCAAACGAUGGCAUUCUCUCAGGUUCAUUUCGGCACGGUACCUCCAUCAGGUUGCGCAAUUUUAACUAUCUCUGGGCAAUGUGUAGUGCAUCUCAUGUUAAAGGGCUUAAUUGAAGUUGAUAAAGAAAUCGAGAAAAUGACGAAAAAGCAAGAAAUUCUUCUACAAUCAGUAGCCAAGCUACAGCAUGCAAUGAUUGUACCGAAUUACUCAAGUAAGGUACCAGAGGACAUUAGAAAAGCAAAUCAAGAAAAACUCGACCAAUCAAAGGUGGAAAUUGAGCGUUUAUCCGUUGCAAUUGAUACACUGAAGAUCAUGUAAAUGAUUUGCAUUUUGCUAUUUCUUUUUUAUUGUCUCAUAUAUGGUCUAUUUUCUUAUAUCUAUUACAUAUCCAAAUAUUAUGGGACAACAUGUAUGUUAUUGUUUGAACUCGAUUCUAAAAUAUAUA
Molecule: messenger RNA, 3330 nt
Organism: Anopheles nili
Lineage: Eukaryota; Metazoa; Arthropoda; Insecta; Diptera; Culicidae
Gene: ValRS
Product: valine--tRNA ligase
Exons: 4
Coding region: 45-3203 (1052 amino acids)
Biological process (GO): valyl-tRNA aminoacylation
Cellular component (GO): cytosol
Molecular function (GO): valine-tRNA ligase activity; ATP binding; aminoacyl-tRNA deacylase activity
Source: RefSeq, a predicted model, not a curated record